Messenger RNA from Enterobius vermicularis (human pinworm), 1338 nucleotides. The record is from the annotation of a GenBank genome assembly. Lineage: Eukaryota; Metazoa; Nematoda; Chromadorea; Rhabditida; Oxyuridae.
UUGCUUCUUCAAGUUUGGUUACAAACUAAUUUUUUUGUGACACUGGCAUCGGUCAAACUUUUUUCUGAGCUGUUUGACUGCAGUUCAAGUAUCACUUAUGCACAGGAUGAUUAUGUUAUAUAUGAAGGCGGUCGCAUUUACCUAAAAAAUCCAUAUAAAUAUGACUUUUCCAAAGAAGAAUGUCCAACGUUAUCAGAAGGAAAGCGUCUUAGUAUUGGUUCACGCAAAUCCGCUUGCGUUGUAGAAGGACCGAAAGGCCGUGGCAGUUGUAACGUUGCAGUCGUUUUAGAUAGUAAGUUUGCUGUUAUAAGUAGUGCCAAUUUCAUACUCAGGUUUCCACAACUGCCACUUCUGGUUAAUAGAAAAGCGAAUGGGAGAGAAAGCUACUUUCCUAUGGAGCUGUGUUACAUCCUCGAGAAUCAACGAGUAAAACAGAAACAGCAAACAGCUGUUCAGAUAAAAGAAAUGAGAAAGGUAAAGGUUUACUUUAAGGUUCGAAAGCAUGAAAUCCUUACCCAGGAUCUGAAACUCACAAGUGUUAUGAACGUGAUUAGGGGAAAUAAAAGUCAGACCCUCGAAAAUAUAGUCAAUAAACUGAACAUUAAACUAGGAGGGCUCAAUUACACGUUGCUUUCUCCAGACCGACGGUUAGUUUGUGUAGAAGUCGCACGAGGUGGCGUUUUAACCCCUACAGUUGUUGGGUAUGCAGCAAACUCAAAAAAUGAUAAUUAUGAGUUCGUUGGUGAUUUUGGCUUUCAUGACGCUCAGCGUACUGAGAUGCAAGCAUUCCCAGAACUUCAAAUAGCGACUUAUUUUAAAUAUCAGAAUCAUGAAGUUCCGUUAAUACGUAAAGGGUUGGUUGAAGGAGGUUGCGAUCCUGCUGUGAAAGUUACGAUGAUAGUAGUUAAUAGGAUGCAUAAUAUUCGAAUUCAGUUGGAUCCACGGGCUCGUUCUGUGGAGCAGAACUGUAAGCCCGGCACUGUUCUUGAUGAACAAGUCGUCCACCCGCGUUUCAGCGAGUUUUAUCUAAAUUCUCACAAAGCGUUACAGGGCACCAGCAAGACUCCAAGGUACACGGUCGUCGUCGAUGAUUCUGGAUUUUCUUUAGACGACUUGGAGAUGAUGACAUACGCGCUUUGUUACUGCCAUCAGAUCGUAAAUUCGCCAACUUCUAUUCCUGCCCCUUUGUACAUAGCUACUAGGUAUGCAGAAAGAGGCCGUCGCGUAAUUAAUUCCGAAUCUGCAUAUGGACCGAGAAGAAUAGCUAAUUUACGCCUUCUAAAUGAGGAUCUCCCUUAUUACAACACACAUCUCGCAGAAGCUCGUAUUAACGCUUAG